This is a messenger RNA of Malassezia globosa CBS 7966, 1809 nucleotides long. RefSeq lists its product as uncharacterized. Gene Ontology annotation, molecular function: ATP binding; MAP kinase activity. Gene Ontology annotation, biological process: intracellular signal transduction; protein phosphorylation. Gene Ontology annotation, cellular component: nucleus; cytoplasm. The record is from RefSeq and is a predicted model, not a curated record. NCBI's taxonomy places the organism in Eukaryota, Fungi, Basidiomycota, Malasseziomycetes, Malasseziales, Malasseziaceae. The transcript has a single exon. The coding region runs from base 1 to 1809 and encodes 602 amino acids.
AUGAGUGAGCAGCCAGGGCCACAUGUUGAAACACUUAGCUGGAGUAGAUAUUCGCAGAAGGAUCAUCCUUUGCAUUUUCAUAACCUGGCAAAGCGAGGCUAUCAUUCAUUCCAGUGUUAUCAGGUUCCAUUCCACGUCAAAAAGCGCUACUCAUUAGUGCGAGAGUUGGGUAUAGGCUCAUAUGGAUGUGUUGCUCUGGCGUACGAUAGUGAGACGAGCCGCCAUGUCGCCAUCAAAAAGAUGAGCCGUUUCUUUGGACGUGAAGUCUUGACGCGACGUGUACUUCGAGAAGUUGCCUCCUUGCGUCACUUGAUGAAUUGCCCCUAUGUUGUGGAUGUUAUUGAGUUCGACGUCACAUUUAUUGAGUUUAAUGAGGUGUAUUUGAUUCUCUCAGCGUGCGACGCCGAUCUGUUUCAAAUUAUCCGUUCUGACCAGGACCUGACUGAAGCUCACAUUAAGUACUUCCUUGUUCAACUUCUCCGUGCCGUUCAUCACCUGCAUUCUGCUCAUAUCGUUCACCGGGACCUGAAGCCAGGGAAUCUUCUCGUUAAUGCAGAUUGUACUCUAUGUCUCUGCGAUUUUGGCAUGUCGCGUGCCUUCGAUUCAGACAACACUGAAUUUCUUGAAAGUCUAGCUCGGCUUGGCGAUCCAGCUAGCUGGGACCACUCAUUUGCUCAUCCAGAGGUUAAUAUUCGUGAUGUAUUCUCUGUGAAUAAUAUUGAAAUAUCUUCACCGCGGGAGUCGACACCGGGCACGGAUCUUUCAGACCAUAAAGCUUUCAUGCGCUUCUUUCAUCCAGGAGGUAGUGAUCGUUUGCCGACCAAGUUGGGAUUGCCUUCAGUGGAAACUUCCCAACCCAUUAAAUUUCCCGGCGCUCCCCUCACUGAUUAUGUUGCGACUCGCUGGUAUCGUGCUCCUGAGGUCAUGCUCUGUUGUCGCGGCGGCUAUGGUCCUUCCAUGGAUAUGUGGAGUGUUGGUUGUAUAUUCGCAGAAUUGUUGGGUAGAACACCCGUCUUUCCUGGAACUGAUUAUGUGGACCAGCUGAAUCGGAUUCAUAAAGUCCUUGGUAAUCCCCCAGAGGCUGUGCUGGACCGGAUUGGCUCUGACCGAGCGAAGAAGCAUAUGGAAUCCAUGGGAGACCGCAACGGGGUCGCUUGGGCCGAUAUUUAUCCGGACGUCCCAGAGCAAGCUCUAGAUUUGCUGUCUCGAAUGUUGCGUUGGGAUCCACAGAAACGCAUCACAGCGGGCGAGGCACUUUCGCAUCCUUGGCUGAGGCGCUAUCGUGAGGCGUCCUAUUCCGCACAGAAGGCGCAAGCUUUCACACGAUUCGACGAGGUAGAGCACAUUCACACUCCUCUUGAGUUUAAGCUCGCGAUGGAAGAAGAAAGUUUGGCCAUUGCGAGAUUGCAGUCUACUGGGCAUUCUGAGGAUUAUUGUUCGGACUGUUAUCGCUCAUCUUGCUUUCCACCCUCUAGCGAAGAUGACGCACACGCUGUGGAAAAUGACCAUCAAACAGAUGUACCGACAUCUGCUAGCCCAGAAACCCCCCAAAAUACACAUGUGGCCGAGCUAUCAGAUGUGUUUGUCCCUAGUGCAUUAUUUGCUCCAAAUUCGGCGUACGAUCUUCCCUCCGGCGUUUCUUCCGCGCCAGAAUCACCACUACAUCAGAACGCGCUCAGCAAGCAAGCUGAGAGCCGAGGAGCGCGACGGCUCUCAGACGUAGAAUGCCGUGAUCAAAAGAUUCAGCGACGUGGCUAUCAUGAGAGCACACUGUUUGGCAGAGCAUGUGCUUUCAUUGGGUGGUCGUAA